Molecule: messenger RNA, 339 nt
Organism: Orbilia oligospora ATCC 24927
Lineage: Eukaryota; Fungi; Ascomycota; Orbiliomycetes; Orbiliales; Orbiliaceae
Exons: 2
Coding region: 1-339 (112 amino acids)
Source: RefSeq, a predicted model, not a curated record
AUGUUCAUCAAAAGGGACUUCGACCACGAAGACCUAGACCACUACACAAAGCCCAAAACAAAGCACAAAGCAAUAGUAGUUUCACUCGUCACCGUAAUCCCCGCAAUAGGCAUCAUCCUCCUCCUCCUCUUCCGCCGUCAAGUCGCCAACAUCUGGGUCCAAAUAAGACACUGGACAGUUGGGAUGCCCAAGCCCGAUAAUGUACUCGUUGGAGAGCCGGGUGGCUUGCCAAACACCGCCGAGCAAGCGAGAGCAGACGGAUCUUCCGAAAAGAAUGUUGUCAUGCCAUUCCAGGAUCGUAAUGGAGGCGUUCACGAUACGCAACCUUCUAGGUUCUAG